AUGUCAACCGGGUCACUGAGUGAUGCUGAGGACGUCCACGAAUUACCUGUUUUACAGCUGAAUGCGCAGAGUAGACGGCCCACACGGGACAUGACAUCGGAGUCACUCCUCCACUCGAGAGAUAACUCUGAGGAGGAGUUCUGCAUAGACGACAGUUGCGAGGGGAAAAGCAAACGGCCGAAGACCAGCGCCAACGGUAAGGGGAAAAACCAAUCGGAUGGCCGCCAGACUCAGAGAAACGCCGCCAACGCCAGGGAGAGGUCGCGAAUGAGAGUGCUGAGCAAAGCCUUCUCGAGGCUGAAGACGACUUUGCCAUGGGUACCGGCAGACACCAAGCUCUCCAAACUGGACACGCUGCGACUUGCAUCCAGCUACAUUUCUCAUCUGAGGCAGCUCUUGCAGGAGGACCGUUAUGAGAACAGUUUUGUGCAUCCGGUAAAUUUGACGUGGCCCUUCAUGGUCUCAGGCAGACCAGAGGACAGCAAGGAGAUCGCCACCGCUGCCAGAUUGUGUGGGGCUACUGCAUGAGUGAUGCCUGUUGGAGACAUGCUGGACUUAGUCUUCCCACAGUCGUAUUUAUCACCUUCGGUCAAUACCACCAAUGGCUGCGUUUCUUGAACUCAGUCUCAGUUUACAAACUCUUUGCUUUGAAAUCUCAAAUGUUUUGUACGAAAUCUAGCAUAGGAAUUUGUUACUGUGACUAUUUAUACUUAAUGUUUCCAUAUGACGACAGGUUCUCUAGAUCUGCCAGAGGUUGGACUGCAUUUUUACGGACACUAUUUCUUUUGUUUUUACAGUAUAUACAUACAUGUUUUUACAGUAUGUGUUCAUCCCCCAAUUGGCAAUUCAUUCUACUACACUGUCAUCACAAUGCGAGUCAAGUAAUCUCAAGCAAUAUAUUUUGAAAAGUUUGUUGAUCAUGUUAAUGCCAUGAUAUGUGGUACAUAUGCUGUAGCCUCUUCCAGUUGAC
This is a messenger RNA of Sardina pilchardus (European sardine), 970 nucleotides long. It is a transcript of the gene msc, whose product is annotated as musculin. The transcript is spliced from 2 exons. Gene Ontology annotation, molecular function: protein dimerization activity; DNA-binding transcription factor activity, RNA polymerase II-specific; RNA polymerase II transcription regulatory region sequence-specific DNA binding. Lineage: Eukaryota; Metazoa; Chordata; Actinopteri; Clupeiformes; Clupeidae. Gene Ontology annotation, biological process: skeletal muscle tissue development; regulation of transcription by RNA polymerase II. The coding region runs from base 1 to 528 and encodes 175 amino acids. The record is from RefSeq and is a predicted model, not a curated record.